UCAUCCAUGGUCAUUUAUUUCUCCUGUCAUCCCACGGCUGCAGUCGAUCAGCUCAUUUUUGAAGUUUGCCUGGUAUUCGAUGUGCUUCAACCCGUCAUCGGAGAAAAUAAUCCUUCCCACUUUGAAAGCGAUCAAUUUGAAACGGUGUCGAACGUGCUACCGAAUCAAAUCAAACAUAACACGGAAAACUUUGUGAUCGAACAAGAGCAGUGAUAAUGAGCGAUAUCGAGGCGAAAUAUUUUGUACGUUCUUUCAUACGCUUUCUCAACAGUCAGCUGGAGCAGCCGAACUUUAGUUCCGAUUCUCGGGAAAGUCUCGAAGUUGCCAUUCAAUGUCUGGAGAAUGUGUACGAAAUUACACCGGAGGAGGGUGGUGGAGUGGGCGGCAGUAAUCAGGAGAAUCCAUUAAAUCACAUCGAUCUGUUCGAAGUGUACCGGGGCACGUUCACAAAUGUCAGCCCAGAACGUAAGCAGGAAGCGGAAAAUUUGAAGAACGAAGGAAAUCGGUUGAUGAAGGAGGAAAAAUACCAUGAAGCUCUCAACCUUUACGGAAGAGCCAUCAGUUUGGACGCCACCAAUCCGGUUUUCUAUUGCAAUCGUGCAGCAGCCUACAGCCGCAUGGGAGAUUACCAACGAGCUGCGGACGAUUGCCGGAUGUCCCUGCGCUAUGAUCCGAAUUACAGUAAAGCCUACGGUCGUCUGGGGCUUGCCUAUUCGAAGAUGAACUUGCACGAUCAAGCGUUAGAAGCGUACCAGAAUGCUCUUCGGAUCGAGCCGGACAAUCAGGAUUAUAAGAAUAACAUGAGUGUCACCCAGCAGCGACUGGAAGAACUUCGGUCGGCUCCGGGCGGUGCUCCAAAUCUUUCGGCCACCGCUGGUUUGCGCGGAAUAGAUUUUGCCGCUGCUUUCAAUAAUCCAGCCCUGGUUAGCAUGGCCACCCGGAUGAUGCACGAUCCGGCCAUCCAGAACAUGUUGGGUCAACUGAGUAGCAUGAAUAAUGUCGAUGCUUUGCUGGAAACCGGUCGACAACUGGCAAUGCAGAUGACCAACGAAAAUCCGGAAGCCUUUGCGAACGUAAUCCGACAGAUGGAGCAGAGCGGUGAGCUUCCACCGGAAGGAACUCCCGGUGGUGAAGGGAGCCAUCAAAACGGGGGCAAUAAUAACGAUAACCAGCAGCAGCCACCUCCAGCGAAUUCCUAAUCUGUUUCGUUACUUGCUCAUACCGAACGGAUUCCGGAUGGGAAUUGUGUCGUCCCUCUUCUUGUGUCGAGCUAGAAGCUGGUUUUGUGUAAUUUUCCCUAUAUACUGUUGGUUGUAGGAAAGGCGUAAUAUCAUACAACUUCCCUUGAAAAAGAAAAACAGCUACAUUUAUUUCCAGUCAUUGGACAGAUUUUGAGUACUUGUCAACAUCUCGACUAUAACUACAAACUUUAACCCGCAAACGAUGUUGAUACGACUUUCAUUGUUUGUUUUAGUUGUCUAAUGGAUUCAAUAAAUCUUUAAAACUAGUAACGAAAAUGCCAAAAUAAC
This is a messenger RNA of Malaya genurostris, 1529 nucleotides long. Its product is annotated as small glutamine-rich tetratricopeptide repeat-containing protein alpha-like. Gene Ontology annotation, molecular function: protein binding; molecular adaptor activity. The record is from RefSeq and is a predicted model, not a curated record. NCBI's taxonomy places the organism in Eukaryota, Metazoa, Arthropoda, Insecta, Diptera, Culicidae. Gene Ontology annotation, cellular component: TRC complex; membrane. The transcript is spliced from 3 exons. The coding region runs from base 216 to 1199 and encodes 327 amino acids. Gene Ontology annotation, biological process: post-translational protein targeting to endoplasmic reticulum membrane.